CGUGUGUUUCUCUCUCUAACUAACUUCUCCUCUCUCUCUCUCUCUCUCUCUGUGAAAAUCAAAGCUUUAUCCCCAAAAUCUCAGAGUAGAAAGAAUCAAAAAGAGAAGUCAGUCGCUGCCCUAGAAGUCUCCACGAACCUUCCCCCUCCAUAGCUUCCCUCCCACUACCACCCCCUCGCUUUGAAUGCUCCCUUCACUUCUCUCUCUCUCUCUCUCUCACGCUCAAAGAAAUCACAGACUUGAAACUUCAACAAAGUUUUGGUUGAACUGCAUUUGUGAAGAAUGGGGAUGAUCUGAUAACUACCUUUUGUCAUGAUAUCUCCAGGGUGCAAUGUUCGGCAGUCUGUGGAUGAUCUAUGAAAGCAGAAUGCUCUCUUGCCUUGAUCUUUAGUUGAAUUUUGACUUUCAGUAAUCCGAUUAGUAUCUCAAGUGGCAGUUUAGUGUAUGAACUUCCCAGUUUUGAGGAGGAACUCAGAGGUUGAUCAUCUAUUUUGCACAUCCUCUUAAAUAAGCUGAAGUUAUGAAUCACCGGCAAGAGAAGUUUGUGAGGUUUGAAGACUCAAAAUCGGAGAAAAGUACUGAGGACCAAUUCUCUUCACAAUAUGGUGUUCGUUUGGGGAAUGUUGGAGCGACAUUUAACUCAGUUACUCAUAAGUUUCGAAGAGGCUUGGAAUGUGGUUCUGAAAGGGUUAGAAACUUAAAACGAUCUUUGGAAUCGUUUUCUUUCAGCAGCAUAACAGAAAAAUGCUUGGGUUCGAGGAAGAAAAUCCUUGACCCACAAGGGGCAUUUCUUCAGAAGUGGAAUAAAAUAUUCGUAUUGUCGUGUGUGCUUGCUGUUUCGCUCGAUCCUUUGUUCUUUUACAUUCCUGUGAUCAAUGAUGACAAGAAAUGUCUUGAGUUGGACAAAACGCUUCAGACCACGGCAAUUGUUUUGCGUUCCUUUACUGAUAUCUUCUAUAUAAUUCACAUUAUCUUCCAAUUCCGAACUGGUUUUAUUGCUCCCUCUUCUCGAGUAUUUGGAAGAGGUGUCUUGGUGAAAAAUGCUUUGGAAAUAGCAAGGCGAUAUUUGUCCUCGUACUUCUUUAUUGACAUUCUUGCAGUUCUUCCUUUGCCGCAGGUUGUCAUCUUAUUUAUCAUUCCCCACAUGAAAGGAUUAAGAUCUUUGAAUACAAAGAACCUGUUGAAGUUUGUCGUCUUAUUCCAAUAUAUACCAAGGGUACUUCGAAUUCGUCCGUUGUACAAAGAAGUCACAAGAACAUCUGGCAUACUAACUGAAACUGCUUGGGCUGGAGCUGCAUUUAAUCUCUUUCUUUACAUGCUUGCCAGUCAUGUACUUGGAGCAUUUUGGUACUUGUUUUCUAUAGAACGAGAAACUACAUGCUGGAAGAGCGCCUGUGUAAAGACUGGAUGUGACUACCAUUCAGUUUAUUGUGAUCACGGUACAGAGUUUAUAUCACUUCUGAAUGAGUUCUGCCCUAUAGAGACUGCAAAUACUACAGCUUUCGAUUUUGGAAUUUUCCUCACUGCACUUCAGUCUGGUGUUGUUGGAUCAAAAAAUUUUCCGGAGAAGUUCUUUUAUUGCUUUUGGUGGGGCCUGCAAAAUCUGAGUUCUCUUGGUCAAAACCUCAAAACAAGUACCUUUGUCUGGGAAAUUUCCUUUGCAGUUUUCAUUUCCAUCUCUGGCCUGGUGUUGUUUUCGUUUCUCAUCGGCAAUAUGCAGACGUAUCUACAGUCCACUACCAAAAGAUUAGAGGAGAUGAGAGUCAAACGGCGAGAUGCAGAACAGUGGAUGUCCCACCGUUUGCUGCCUGAGAGCCUGAGGGAGCGAAUUAGGCGAUACGAACAGUACAAAUGGCAGGAAACUAGAGGUGUUGAUGAAGAGAAUCUGAUUGUUAAUCUUCCAAAGGACCUCAGGAGGGACAUAAAGCGCCAUCUCUGUUUGGCUCUGCUAAUGAGAGUGCCAAUGUUUGAAAAAUUGGAUGAACAACUGUUGGAUGCAUUGUGCGACCGUCUAAAACCAGUGCUCUACACAGAAGACAGCUACAUUGUCAGAGAGGGGGACCCAGUUGAUGAGAUGCUCUUUGUGAUGCGUGGAAAAUUAUUCACUGUGACCACUAACGGUGGCCGAACUGGCUUCUUCAAUUCGGACUAUCUAAAAGCCGGUGACUUUUGUGGUGAAGAGUUACUCACUUGGGCUUUAGAUCCCCAUUCCUCUACUAACCUCCCAAUCUCAACCAGAACAGUCCAAGCCCUCUCAGAAGUGGAAGCAUUUGCCCUAAUGGCGGAUGAUUUGAAAUUUGUCGCGUCUCAGUUCAGGCGGCUACACAGCAAGCAGCUCCGCCAUACUUUCAGGUUUUAUUCGCAGCAGUGGAGGACUUGGGCAGCUUGUUUCAUACAAGCGGCGUGGCGAAGAUACUGCAGAAAGAAGAUGGAGGUGUCUCUUAGGGAAGAGGAAAAUAGGUUGCAAGAUGCAUUGGCCAAGGGUGGCGGGAGCUCGCCGAGUUUGGGGGCCACGAUUUAUGCAUCGCGGUUUGCUGCUAAUGCUCUCCGCGCUAUAAGAAGGAAUGCUGGGGCCCGGAGAGCAAGGUUGCCGGAGAGAAUACCUCCGAUGAUGCUUCAGAAGCCAGCCGAGCCUGAUUUUACUUCUGAAGAUAAAUAAUAGUGUGGUAAAUUGCUGCUGCUUUUGUGUUUUGUUUCUUGUAGUGUUUGAUUUGUAUUGGGUUUACUUGUUCUACAUGUGACAUUGGAAGCACUGAUGCUUUGGUAGUUGCUGUUGUACGAGUGCAUCACGUGAAUGUAAAUAUUUAUUUAUAUUGUGCUGUAUAAUAAGAGCCCUGCUGUCUUUCUUGUUAA
Messenger RNA from Rhododendron vialii, 2853 nucleotides. RefSeq names its product cyclic nucleotide-gated ion channel 1-like. The record is from RefSeq and is a predicted model, not a curated record. The transcript is spliced from 8 exons. Gene Ontology annotation, molecular function: monoatomic ion channel activity. The coding region runs from base 521 to 2659 and encodes 712 amino acids. Gene Ontology annotation, cellular component: membrane. Lineage: Eukaryota; Viridiplantae; Streptophyta; Magnoliopsida; Ericales; Ericaceae. Gene Ontology annotation, biological process: transmembrane transport; monoatomic ion transport.